Molecule: messenger RNA, 988 nt
Organism: Capsella rubella
Lineage: Eukaryota; Viridiplantae; Streptophyta; Magnoliopsida; Brassicales; Brassicaceae
Product: protein HAIKU1
Exons: 2
Coding region: 105-800 (231 amino acids)
Source: RefSeq, a predicted model, not a curated record
UUAAAGCCUCUUUGUUUUGUUCUUUCUUCUCUUGUUUCCUUCUUUUCCAAAUCUUCAUUUUUUUGUUUUCUCAGUCAAAUUCAGAAAACGCGUUUGUUUUGAGUAUGGAUCAUGAUCAGAGGAAUCGUGGUAACGAUCAUCAUAAUUAUGAUAAUCAUCAUCAUCAUCAGCAGCAUCUUGGUGUGAAUAAGAUGGGAAAAAACAUCCGUAAAGAUCCAUCAAACCAGCAAAAUCUACAACAACAACAAAACCCUCAAGCUUUGGUUUACAACAUCAACAAAACCGAUUUCAGAUCUAUCGUUCAACAGUUAACCGGACUCGGUUCAACUUCUUCAGUCAAUCCUCCGCAACCAACCCCGCCUAAACCUCCAAAUUCACGUCUGGUUAAAGUUAGACCGGCUCCUUUGACACAACUCAACCAUCCUCCGGUUCAAUCGGUUCCAGUUGCUUCUGAACCGGUUCAGUCUGUUAACCCAGCGGAAUCUCCCAUCUCGGCUUAUAUGCGUUACUUAAUAGAAUCAAGCCCUACCGUAGGAAACCAGCCUCAGCCGCAAAACCAAAAUCCGGUUCAGUCAUCAACCGGAUUAUUUCCUUCACAACAAACCGGUCCUAAUCCAAUGCAACCAUUCCAGUCUCCAGCUUCACAGUUUGUUUUGUCACCGCAGCCAAGAUCGCCGUUUCCGUUGUUCUCUCCCAAUUUUGCGUUCUCGCCGCGGUUUUCAGGCGGUAGCGAAUCGUUACCACCGCCUUCACCGGGUUUUUUCUUUCCGUUGCUAAGUCCAUUAUGGAAAAAUCAAUAGCUUUAAUAGCAGUAGUAGUAGUGUAUUUAUAAUCCUUUAAUUGAUGUAUUGAGGAUUCUAAUUUGUAAUCAAUUAAACUAGGUUGUACCAGUUAUAUAUGCUUUAAAUAUGUAUAAUGCCCCCUUAAUUGAUGUAUCUUUACGGAUGGUUGAGUUGAGUUAAUCCAAGAUUAAGGGUUCUAAGUUGUA